This is a messenger RNA of Leptinotarsa decemlineata (Colorado potato beetle), 728 nucleotides long. RefSeq names its product ribosomal protein L19. The record is from RefSeq and is a predicted model, not a curated record. Gene Ontology annotation, biological process: translation. Gene Ontology annotation, cellular component: ribosome; cytosolic large ribosomal subunit. Lineage: Eukaryota; Metazoa; Arthropoda; Insecta; Coleoptera; Chrysomelidae. Gene Ontology annotation, molecular function: RNA binding; structural constituent of ribosome.
CCAAGUUGUAACUUUUAUAUUAGCUAGUUGGAUACACUGUCAACUUAAGUUCUUUUGGUAAAACACGUUGCGGAGUUCAUGUGAAAAUGAGUUCCUUGAAGCUACAGAAGAGGCUCGCCGCCUCGGUUAUGCGAUGUGGCAAAAAGAAAGUAUGGUUGGAUCCUAAUGAAAUUAAUGAAAUCGCUAACACCAACUCAAGGCAAAACAUCCGUAAGUUGAUCAAAGAUGGUCUCAUAAUCAAGAAACCAGUAGCAGUGCAUUCCCGUGCUCGAGUACGCAAAAACACAGAAGCCCGCAGGAAGGGAAGACAUUGCGGUUUCGGUAAAAGGAAGGGUACAGCAAAUGCUCGAAUGCCCCAGAAGGAAUUAUGGAUUCAGCGCAUGAGAGUUUUGAGACGUCUCUUGAAAAAAUACCGAGAAGCCAAAAAGAUCGACAGGCAUCUGUACCAUGCCCUUUACAUGAAAGCAAAGGGUAACGUAUUCAAGAACAAGAGAGUCCUCAUGGAAUACAUCCAUAAGAAGAAGGCAGAGAAGGCCCGUGCCAAGAUGUUGGCAGACCAAGCCAAUGCCAGGAGAUUGAAGGUAAAACAAGCACGUGAACGUCGUGAAGAACGUAUCGCUACCAAGAAACAGGAAGUUCUACAGAAUUACCAGCGGGAAGAUGAAGCCCAAGCUGCUAAGAAAUAAGUUUAUUUUUAUGGUAAUGACAAAUAAAGUUUGAAAUUACUU